AAAGCUUACACUUCAGUCGGUGAUUUGGAUAACUUUACGGAUUCCAUGAUUCAGUACGACUCGAACGCGCCGGCCGUGCUGAAUAUAACUUCGAUCGGAUUAAAGUGCAAAUUGUUCAAAUUAAUUUUUCUUUCUCUAUAAAUUAAAAAAAUUAAUAUACACGCGACAUAAUACGAGGACGGAAAUUGUGAAAAAAUGUAUCUUAAAGUUCGCAUGUCGCGAUCAUCACUUAAACUGAGUUGACAAUAAUAAGUUAAAAAUAAUAAUAAUAAUAAUAAUAAAAAUAAAAUAUAGUGAAAAUACUAAUUAAAGUGUUGUGCUUUUAUAGGAAUAAAAAUAUAUGUGUGCCUAUUCCUACAUUAAAAUUAGUUUUAUCACAAAAUGUGGUGGAUAAUUGUACUAUAGGAUAUAUCAAGAUUAGCUGCAAAAGUCACGGAAACCGACUUGUUGUCAACAGAAUAUACAGUUCAGAUCAUCAAAAUGGCAAAGAAAACAUCAAAGUUACAACAUGGCACCUAAGAAUAUUGAAUUUAAUAUUUCCAACUUCUAGAAAAUCUCUAAUUCUACCCGCCUGCCUUUUAAAUGGAUGAAUACGCCAACAUAACAUGGGAUCUAGAAACGCUAUGGAACUCCUAUAACCGUGCAAACGAAUCCCUGAAUCAUUUUCUGGAAAUGAUAAACCACACCACCGUCGCUCCGAAUAUAACAGAUAUCUUCGGUCCCACCAGGGACUCACUCCAUGUUGUGAUACCAGUAACAAUAAUCUACUCUCUUAUCUUCGUAACCGGUGUAGUGGGUAACAUUAGCACAUGUAUCGUGAUCCGAAAGCAUCGCUCAAUGCACACCGCCACAAACUAUUACCUCUUCAGUCUUGCGAUAUCAGAUUUCCUUCUUCUGAUAUCUGGUGUUCCCCAGGAGGUUUACUUCAUUUGGUCCAAAUGGCCAUACGUGUUCGGGGAAGUGUUCUGUGUUGGUCGUGGAGUAUUGGCAGAAACUUCAGCAAACGCAACAGUCCUCACAAUAACUGCCUUCACGGUGGAACGCUAUGUUGCAAUAUGUCAUCCAUUUCUUGCACAUGCCAUGUCCAAGCUCAAUCGUGCUACAAAAAUUAUCCUCCUUAUAUGGCUGAUAUCCCUGCUGACCGCACUACCGCAAGCCGCUCAAUUCGGGGUCAAUAGCUUUUUCGGAGUUAAGAAAUGCACGGUCGUCAGGAUAAUUGUGGAAUACUCAUUCCAAUUAUCGACGUUCCUGUUCUUCUUCGCUCCCAUGACCAUAAUAUUGGUGCUGUAUUUGCUGAUUGGAGUCAAAUUGCAUCAAGCUAACUCGUUAAAGUCGAAUGGUAAUAUUCUGUAUCGAUCCGGUAAUGGAAGCAGUGUGAGGAGCAAGAAUCAACAGGGGACCAAACGGGUAUUGAAAAUGUUGGUUGCAGUCGUUAUUGCAUUUUUCCUAUGUUGGGCGCCAUUUCAUGCACAGCGAUUAAUUGCAGUCUAUGGCGGUGAUGGCUUGCACAAUUCCAUAGUAAUUAAACUUUACAAUGUUAUGACCUAUAUCUCAGGUGUGUUGUAUUAUCUUUCAACGUGCAUCAAUCCCUUGCUGUACAACAUAAUGAGCAAUAAGUUUCGCGGAGCCUUCAAGGAAACGUUCCAGUGUUUCGGUGGGAGGAUCAUCUCAUCGUCGUCGUUCGAUGACGAACAGAGCCGCCAAAAACACGACCAAACUAGGUCGCAGCGAUUGCGAACUGCACUCCACGAAUCAGAUUUUACAAGCAGUUCUCAGCGAGAGGAAAGUAACCAGUCAACUACUUCAUGGCGGCUUAACCACCCCCUAGCUCAAUGUACGCUCGGCGAAGAUCAGUCUCUAACCAAAUUACCCUAUUGUGAUAGAAAAGCAACAUGCGUUGCGACGAAAGAGUGGGUUGCUAUUGGGGAUAAUGUCAUCAAAAUCGAUGAAUUCGAUUUGCCGUCCAAGGAAGCUAGUUUGAAUGUUCUCUAUGGUAGGGAUGGAGAAAUCGAGAUAAGACUAAUGCGGCAUAAGAAGUCAGCAAGCGAACCAGUACGUAAGAUUUGGUCAAGAAUUACACAAUUCUGUCGAACAAAUUCGGUUAAGUCUUCGGCGAGGGCUGGAUUCUAUACACCACCUAUUGAUGAGAUCUAUUUGAAUCGAUUUGAUUUUACUGUGGCGUUAAAGUCGCAACCAGAUAAACACCAACAUAAUGGAUUUUAUGGGGAAUAGAAUAGAUGCAGAAGCAGUAUUUUGUUUAUGUGAAACAUCGUGAGAGCAACACAUUAACAACAAGAAGCGGACAGUAAACUUAUAAAACGGCGUUUGAUGUUCAACCUGGCAUAACUAAAAAUUUCAAUUAAAUUAACUUGUUCUUGUACAACGAAAUUUAAUUUAUAUAAAAUCAAUAUCUGAGAACUAUUUUAAAAUAAUAAUUGAGUUUUGUACAUAUUAUGUGUAUAUAAAAAAAAUAUGUUUUAUACGAGAAAAAUUAAUAUUUUACACAGUAAAUACAAUUUUACAUGCCCAAUAAAAUUAAAUAUGUUAAUUUAAAAAAAAUUAUGUGUUGUGUUUAGACAAGCUUUUUGAAAAUUAAGAAAAAUCUGUUUAUUUAUUACAUGUAUAAUUUUAUUUUAAAAAUGAAUUUACACAAAGUUGUAUUUGUUAUUUCAAUAAUGUGGUUAUUGAAAUCGAAUUUUUAACUAAUGUGAUCCCAAUUAAAAUAUUGGUAUGUAAUUUUAAUAAGAAACAAUUAGCUUAAGAAUAAUAUAUAUAUGUAAGCUAUAAAAUAAAAUAAUGAAUUCUAAGAUAUUAAUAAAAUAUAAUAUUUUGAUUGAAA
Messenger RNA from Eupeodes corollae, 2839 nucleotides. RefSeq names its product pyrokinin-1 receptor (gene PK1-R). NCBI's taxonomy places the organism in Eukaryota, Metazoa, Arthropoda, Insecta, Diptera, Syrphidae. The record is from RefSeq and is a predicted model, not a curated record. Gene Ontology annotation, molecular function: neuromedin U receptor activity. The transcript is spliced from 7 exons. Bases 583 to 2232 code for a protein of 549 amino acids. Gene Ontology annotation, biological process: neuropeptide signaling pathway. Gene Ontology annotation, cellular component: plasma membrane.